Messenger RNA from Balaenoptera musculus (blue whale), 3898 nucleotides. It is a transcript of the gene TCP11L2, whose product is annotated as t-complex 11 like 2. The transcript is spliced from 10 exons. Bases 189 to 1748 code for a protein of 519 amino acids. Lineage: Eukaryota; Metazoa; Chordata; Mammalia; Artiodactyla; Balaenopteridae. The record is from RefSeq and is a predicted model, not a curated record. Gene Ontology annotation, biological process: signal transduction.
UGCCGCGUGGUGGGGGACCGGGGAGGCUGAGGGUUGCUGGACUCGUGGGCUUCUGAGGUGUUUGUGCUGUGCUGGGCGAGGGAACACCCAGAGACUCCUGAACCGGGCUCACUCAGUCGCCUUUCUCCUCCGCCUGUCGCCGCGCCGGAGCCGGUGCUGUCUCUUUACCCACACUCCAGUGACACAAAAUGCCCUUCAAUGGUGAGAAGCAGUGUGUGGGCGAGGACCAGCCAAGCGAUUCAGACUCUUCCCGGUUUUCCGAAAGCAUGGCUUCGCUCAGUGACUAUGAGUGCUCCAGGCAGAGCUUUACAAGCGACUCUUCUAGCAAAUCCAGCUCUCCUGCUUCAACAAGCCCUCCCAGGGUUGUAACAUUUGAUGAAGUGAUGGCUGCAACAAGGAACUUAUCAAACAUGACUCUUGCUCACGAGAUUGCUGUAAAUGAGAACUUUCAAUUGAAACAAGAUGCCCUCCCUGAGAACAGCUUGGCCGGUAGAGUGAGGCACAUUGUCCACCAGGCCUUCUGGGACGUCUUGGAAUCAGAACUGAACGCUGAGCCCCCUGAGUAUGAACACGCCAUCAAACUGUUUGAAGAAAUCAGAGAGGUUCUCCUCUCUUUUCUGACUCCUGGUGGCAACCGGCUUCGCAACCAGAUCUGUGAAGUCUUGGACGCAGACCUCAUUAGGCAGCAGGCUGAGCACAGUACUGUCGACAUCCAAGGCCUGGCCAACUACGUCAUCAGUACGAUGGGAAAGCUGUGCGCUCCUGUGCGAGAUGAUGAUAUCAGAGAGUUAAAGGCUACCUGCAACAUCGUGGACGUGCUGAGACAAAUAUUUCAUGUCCUGGACCUCAUGAAAAUGGACAUGGUCAAUUUUACAAUUAGGAGUCUGAGACCACAUCUUCAACGCCAGUUGGUAGAUUAUGAGAGAACCAAGUUCCAAGAAAUUUUAGAAGAAACUCCAAGUGCUCUUGAUCAAACUACAGAAUGGAUAAAAGAAUCUGUACGUGAAGAAUUACUUUCUCUUUCUGAGACUGCUUUAACUCCCGGGGCCAAAAACAGCUCCAAGCCAAGCCUGAGCCCUACAUUGGUGCUAAAUAAUAGUUAUUUGAAAUUGUUACAGUGGGAUUAUCAGAAAAAAGAAUUACCAGAGACACUCAUGACAGAUGGAGCACGUCUUCAGGAACUGACAGAAAAGCUGAAUCAACUGAAAAUGAUUGCCUGCCUGUCCCUAAUCACCAACAACAUUGUGGGUGCUAUUACAGAAGGCCUACCUGAGCUUGCAGUCAGGCUAAAAAGGAUUUCAGCUGUUCUACUUGAAGGCAUGAACAAAGAGACCUUUAACUUGAAGGAAGUCCUAAAUUCUAUCGGUGUUCAGACUUGUGUUGAGGUAAACAAGACCCUGAUGGAGAGAGGUUUACCUGCUCUAGAUGCUGAGGUUCAAGCUAAUCUUGUAGGUCAAUUCUCAAGCAUUGAAGAGGAGGACAAUCCUAUCUGGUCCUUGAUUGAAAAACGAAUCCAGUUAUACAUGAAAAGCCUACUUUGUCUGCCAAACCCUCAAAAAUGCAUGCCUCCCGUGCCAGGAGGCCUCACUGUCAUUCAGCAGGAGCUAGAGGUGCUAGGCUCGCAAUAUGCAAACAUUGUGAAUCUCAACAAACAAGUGUAUGGACCAUUUUAUGCAAAUAUACUUCGAAAGCUGCUCUUCAGUGAGGAAGCCACGGGGAAGGCGGAAGCUUCAUCAUCUACUAACUAAAGAGGAACUGACGUUGGAUAAGAGAUUGGAAGCCCAGCACUUAGGUACCCAGUCUGUUUCCAUCCAUGGCAUUUCAGAUGCGGCACGUUCUCAGUCCUGUCUGUGGCACAGCGUUAGCCCAAAUCUGUGUAAUCCAGUAAUAUUAGCAUUGCAAAGACAUGCACGUCGUAAUGACCCUGUUUGUGUACCAUCUACAAGUCCAAAAGAGAUGUUUUUAAUGAACAGAAAGCAAUUUGUAAUUAAUUAUAUUACCUAUAUAAUACUUGUAAAUGUUUUCUUAAGCAUAUAAAUCUGGCUUAUUCAUUCAACCCGUAAGGAGUUGUAUUUCACAUCAAAUCUAAUGAUUUUUUUAACUUUGGUACAGCUUCUUAAAGGGUUGAAAGUUGUGAACAUAACCAAGGGGAUUGAUGUUCUGAAUAAAUGAUGUGAAGUAAGGGAUAAUCGUAUUUGAAAUGUACAAUUAAAUUUUAUUAAUGUGUAAUAGAAACUUACACAGUAUAAGUCCUCAAAUUCUACAAAUAUACCAAAUCACAUUUUGUGAUACCAAUUGUCAGUAUUUGUUUAGAAUUUCAAUGUAUUAAAUACAUUUUAAAGCUACAUACAAAUUUUAGAUAAAACCUCCCUUGUUCAUCUAGUGAAAAUAGAAACAAACCCCUUCUAAAAUUUUAUUCUAAAGGGUGGAUUCUUCUCACUUAUCCUGCUCUCUGAGGGAAACAGUUUUUGCACACAUCUCUUCGUGAAUGUCCCUGCAUUUCUCAGGCCAUUGAUAAGGUUUAUAUAAGAUUUUAAUAUUUUUAUAUAAGGCAGGAGUGGUUUGAAUUGUUUUACUUGUAAGAAGAAGAAAAAUUGAUAAAACGAUAUCCCCAUUCUCAGUGAAAUUCAUGUCUGGAAAAGAAACAGUUGAACUUUGGAAUUUUUAACCAUAUAAUGUGCUAGCAAAUGCCUUCUGCGCUGAUUAAAUUCUUAACCUGCUGUGACCAAGAUGCUCUUCUAAGUAUCAUCAUCAUUUGCCAUGCUUAUGUAUUAAAUUAAACUUUGCCAAGCUGGCACUGGUUGUCAGGAUUCUAGAGAAAUCUGCAUACCGUCCUGGAAUUACAUGCUUCUUCCAAAGUGUUAAGAGAAGUACUACCUUUUGGACGGACUCAGCCUGGAAAGUGCUUUAUUUGCAUGAAAUGCAUUUUGAUUGUUUGGUUUUCUGAGGACUCAUUGAACCUUAGUAAUUUGAUGGGGAAGAGUGGGUAGGAAGUAAAAAAUAAUGCUCCUUUCUUCCUCACCACGACCUUCACCAUUAUGGUGCUACCUAAUUAUUUGAUAAAGUUCUAGGAAAUGAUUGUGUGAGUAAAUUAUCUCCGGUCUUUACAUUUUGGAGGGAUCUGCCAGAAUUUGAGGAAAUUUUGAAAGUCAGUUUUUUUUCUCACAUGACCAAUACAUAAAUCAGCCAUCCUGUCCAUUUGAGCAGCUGUGUAUAAAUGGAAUUUUACUGAAGAGCACAUCAUUGGUCUCACCCAUUGUUUCCCUCUUCCUGUAUUUCCAUUCUGCCUGUUUCCUAUGCUUAGAAAUCAUAAGGUGCUGUAGAUUUUUGUUUUCAUUUUCUCUUAAGUUGAAGUAGUUUUCAACUGUGUUCACUUUGGGGCCUGGACAGCAGGGAGGGUCUGACAUAGAAAUGUAAUGUGUAGCAUAACUUUUUGUUGCUUUCUGAGGUGAACUGUAUAUUUAACCAGAAGACCAGGUGGUACACUUUUUUAUUAUCAGAUUGGAAUCCGUCUGGUAUUCUUAUAUACUUGAUUAUACUGUAGUUGCCAGCAGGAAAACAAUGUGCAAACAUUUUUUUAAAAUGCAUUUAACAUGAAGGGCAUUCUGCCUUUUUUUUUUUUUUUUUUUUUUUUAAGUGACAAAGUAAAUCUCAAUGUCUGAAGUCUGGAUUUAGGCAACUACGUUUAUUAGGAUUUUAAAAUCCUAUCCCUUAGCGUGUUGUUUAUUUGGUUUUUACUGAAAUGUUUACUUCUACUUUUGAGAAUUUUCUUAACAUGGUCUUGUUUUGUAAUGUCAAUUUUAUUAAACACCAUACACACAUUUUCAUUCUUCUACUGCUAAAACAUGUAUUGUGUGCACUAGUUAAAUUUUAAAACAUUAAAAAUUAUUUCAAGAUA